Molecule: messenger RNA, 2189 nt
Organism: Glycine soja
Lineage: Eukaryota; Viridiplantae; Streptophyta; Magnoliopsida; Fabales; Fabaceae
Product: FCS-Like Zinc finger 8-like
Exons: 3
Coding region: 717-1502 (261 amino acids)
Source: RefSeq, a predicted model, not a curated record
UAACUAGUACUGAAUAGAGAGAGAAACAAAAGGGAAUUCUCACUUCAUUCAUCCUUUAACAUUGUUACUUGUUUUCUCUUUCUUAUUAUUAUCACUUGGCCUUUUCCGUUUUGGUGGUGAAAUGCGAAUCUAGGGACCAGUUUUGGUUUUACUCUCGUGUGUCUUGGUGUGUUUGUGAUAUGUUCUGGAAAUAAUGGCGCAAACCCACAAAAUUGAAAGGUAGCGAAAAUACAAACGACCCUCCUUUGUUUGAUGCAUGCACGUCUGGUCCCUUGAUCAUGACUACUGAGACUCUCUUUGCAUGUCGUUUUUCAGACCCCUUUUGAUUCUAUUCUCUCUAACAGGGCGACAAAGCCGGGGAAUAAGUGACCAUUCCCAUAUUCAGUUUUUUCUCUCUUUUUUUCUUUCUUCUCCAAUUUCCUCACUGGUUUAUGAAUGGAGGUUACAGAGGUGAAACUUGUUCCCAAUUUAUGGUCUCUGAUUCUGCACAUAAAAAUGAAUUUAUUUGACUGCAGUUUUGCACAUGUCUUGUAGACUGUAGUAGUACACCACUAGUAGUACAAGCCUCCAACACUGCAGAGAAGCAUAGAAUUGGUUUUGAAUUUUGAUGUUGUCUACUCGAAGUUAUGGCACUGUCCCUUCAGAAUAAAAAUGAACCACGGUGAUAAAGAGAUCCAUGCAAAGCAUCCCCUAGUGAUUGACAAGCUCUGAAUCUGAUGGCAUUUUCUAGUUCCUCACCAUCUAUACCAGAAAAAUACAAGAAACUCGUAUCAUCUUUCUUCUGUUCUCCAAAGCUAUUCGCCAAUUUCACAUCCAAAGUGUUGUGUGAAACUGAGGCUAUGAUGAGUCCAACCUACAUACUUGACACCAAGCCCUUCUCUGGCUUGAAGAACCCUUUUCGGUCAGAAACAAACAGCCCCAGAACCCCAGUUUGUGAACACAAGCGUUGUUGGGAUAAGUUGGAUUCAAAGGGGCUUGUUGAUGCUCUUGGUGAAAUAACAUCAAAGUCACAAAGCAGAAUGAUUCUGUUUGGAUCCCAGCUCAAGAUUCAGAAUCAUCCUCCCCUGCCUCAUGCAACACUUUCUCCUAAAUCUGCUUUUGGGUGUGCCAAUUCAGCUUUUGAAACCUCCAAAUCUCCGAGAGUUUUCUCUGCUAGUGAAAUGGAGCUUUCAGAGGACUACACUCGAGUGAUUUCCCACGGGCCUAACCCUAGAACUACUCACAUAUAUGAUAACUGCAUCGUUGAGAGUGGUUGUUUUGAUGUUGGAUGCUCUUCUUCUCCCUUGGAAAAUGUGUUUCUUCCUCCUCACAUCAGCUAUCCCUCCGAGAGCUUCAUGAGCUUCUGUUUUUACUGCAACAAAAAUCUUGGGCAGGAUAUGGACAUCUACAUGUACAGGGGUGAGAGGGCAUUUUGCAGCCGUGAAUGCCGUAACCAGGGAAUGCUGUUGGAGGAGGGGAUGAUCAAAUUGGAAGGUGGAGAUAUGUAUAUGGGUCAUAGUUGAGUUUAUUUCCCGGUGCUACUAAUCUGGCUUGCUUUGCUUCAAAGAGCUUAUAAUAACUCUCUUACUUUUAUUAGUUGCCUUGCCUAGAUUCAUUUUUGGGAGAUAAAGUGGUCCUUUCCUUGAAGAUCCAGGAUCACUGUACCUGGUUUUGUUCUUUCUGUGUAGUCCUGUAGAAGGUGGAAAAGAUUGAAAAUGAAAGCCCGAAAUACUAUAGAGAAGAUUCUUGUGGAAACAAUGAAUUAGGAGCAUGCUAUUUGUUUUUGCAUUGCUCUUGAAGCAGUUCGUAUAUAGUAAUAAUACUAUGAUUGCCCACGUAGGACCAAUCGCAUCAUGUCAACUAGAUUUUUUGAGGAUCUGCGAUUAGAGUGGGAACAGUUUUCUGACUGCACUUGAGGAAUGAUGCCGUGCCAAUUUCGAAAGGGAGAAAUGGAAGAGGCCAAUUUGUGGUUUAUCUUGACAAAAUUAAGAAGACACUAACCAUUAACGUCGAACUUUUAUUUGGUUGAUUGGUAGUUUUUGUAGUGAAGCACAUCUUUGUCCUUGGCUGCUACCGAUAAACUUCACAACCAUUGUUUUUUUUUUCAUGUGGUAAACUUUAGUUUUUUUUUAUAUCUUCUUCUUUUCCGUCAAAUUAUUGACAUAAAUAAAGAAACUGCUCACUAGUGCUAAAGGAACUUUGUAUCAAAA